AUGGCCAAGGGUCAUAAAUAUUUGAAACGUUUAAAAUCUGAGAAAAUGAAAACAAAAUUAAAAGCAAAAAAAACAAAACAUUUACCAAAAGAUUUAAAUAUUACGGAUCCUUCGUUUAAGGUUAGAACGAUUGUUAUACGAGAACAAUUAAAACAGCAUGACAAGGUGGAAAUACUUAGCAAGAGAAAACUUAAUAUUAAGGAUUUAUUGUCACGUUUACAACAUUAUAAUUCAACAGUUCGACAAGAUGCUGUAAAAGAAUUGAAAGAAAUUUUGUCAGAACAUUCUUUUAAAUUAUUAAGUUCUCAAUUUGGACCUCUUUUACAAGGUGUUUGUGCAUUAUCUCUCGAUAAGGAAAAAGAUAUUAGACGUAACUCUUUGAAAGUUUUAAGUCUAAUCCUUGGUCCAAUUUCUAAUGAUCAACUUAAUCCAUAUUCUGAUGUAUUAAUUUCUUAUUUGAGAUGUUCUAUGACACAUAUUGAUCCUUACAUUAAAGAAGAUUCUUUACUCUUCUUGGAUGUACUUGUACAAAACUGUAGCAAUAUUCUGGCCAAAAACAGUUAUAAAGUGCUGCCAAAUUUUUUAGAUAUGAUUUCCAAAUUACAUACAGAAAUAAAGCCUGGAAGACUAUUAGUAACAACUUUAAACUCCAAGAAUACUAAUAUUAAAUGGAGGAUACAAGUAUUAGAAAGACUUGCUACUAUGUUUAGUUCUAUGGUUACUUAUUUUAAAUCUCAAGAAAGUAUCUCUUAUUCAGAUGAAAGUGCAAAAUUUAUAACUGUGAAUAAAAAUAUUAGAUAUAUUCCUACUUAUACCAAUAUAAAUUUUCAAAAUUGUGAAAUUGAUUUUGAAAAAAUUAAUGAUGUGGAAAAAAAUAAUAUUGAUAACACUUCAGAUGCAGAUGAAUUUGUAAAAUAUAUAGAAUUAUUAAUGCCACUUAUAUUUGACAGCUGGGUUGAAGUAUGUCCUGAUAAAAAAAAUGCUGACAAUUUUGUAGUUUUCAUUUCUACAGAAACAUUGGAAUUAUUAAAAAGUAUCAUAACAAUAAUACAAUUAAUAAUUGAAUGUAUUGAUAUAUUACACACAAAAAGUGAUGUAAAUAUCAAAUUUUGGUUUAAAAGUAAUUUCCAGAGCUCUUACAUAAAAAAAUUGCUUUCAAGAUUUCCAUACUAUAAAUUGGGAAAACUUGGAAGUUUUCUUUGUUUGACAAGAGAACGUCAACAAAAUUUUACUGUGGAGAAUUCAUGUGAUUAUUGUUUAGAGUGUAAUUUAGGCAUUUGUCAAAUUUAUGUAUGGUUUACAUCACUAGAGAACGAUGAUAAAAUGAUGUCUAAAUUAAAUAAAAAUUAUUGCACAUCUAUAAUUAAAUAUUUAAAUGAAAAACUGAAAAACUGGUCUAACAUAGAUAAUAUUAUGCUAUCACAACUGACUAAGCUUCUGAGAACAUUAUUUUUAAAAGCAAGUAAAAUUUGGUACAAAAAUCAUCUUGAUUUAAGUGAAACUUUACAAUUAGUUAUAAACGCAUGUUGUAAUCAGUCAAAAAGAGAAAUACAGUUAGAAUUAUUUUCUGUAAUUAGCGAAAUAAUGUUGGAUCAUACUUUGCAAGAAUUGCAUAGGGAAAAUGUAUUUAAAAAAUUCAUCUCAACUUUGCCAAGUCUCUUGUUAAAAUCAAAAAUACAUGAAAAUACAAUACAGAUAAUAAAUAAGAUUGUACUCCGUUAUAGAAAUUGGAUUCAAAAAGAGCUUCUGAUAAAUUACAAAAACAUUAUAGAAAACGCCAAGAAGAUUGAAAUUAUCGGAUCUGAAGACCAUAAACAAUCUCGUCUUAUGAUAUGUAAUUUGUUUUACUUUUUAGAUACCGAAAUUUUCUAUUAAGUAAAAUAAGUAUUUCUCUAAUAAUUUUACAUACACUUUAUUGUAAAUUUCUACGAAAAUGAUAUUUUUUGUGUUUUUAAUAAAUCAUUGAUUUAUUAUUCAAAUAUUCAAAUAUUAUUAUUAGAGCAUUGCUGAUAAUAUGCAAUCAUUAAUAAUAUUAAAUUAUAUAACUUAAUAAUUAUUAUAAAUACAUACAUUACAAAUAUAUAUAACAAUUAUAAACAUCUUGUAUAUGUUUGUAUCAUUUUGCAGCACUAUUUUUAAAGUUUCGAAAAUACUUUGUAAUACUUAUGUACAUAUUACAAUGAAAUCUCAUUUAUCCAAAUAUGUAACAGGACAGAACAGACAAACAAUUCGGAUAAUACAGGUUCACUAGCUUUUUUCAUAUCCUACUCUUAUUUGUUUUGACAAUAAAAUAUAGUAGAUAAGGAUAACAGAAUAAAUAAGAUUACAUUGUAUAUUCAUUUUGAAGAUUCUAAACCAAGAUGAAGUAUUUUCAGGACAUAAUUUAAACUUUAGUUACCAUAUUCAUGUUUCGCGGAGACUCGUCAUCAACGAAUGAAUAGUUAUCAAAUACGAACAAUCCAUUAUUGCUUUUAA
Messenger RNA from Frieseomelitta varia, 2475 nucleotides. RefSeq names its product testis-expressed protein 10. NCBI's taxonomy places the organism in Eukaryota, Metazoa, Arthropoda, Insecta, Hymenoptera, Apidae. The record is from RefSeq and is a predicted model, not a curated record. Gene Ontology annotation, cellular component: nucleus; MLL1 complex. The transcript has 5 exons. The coding region runs from base 1 to 1875 and encodes 624 amino acids.